Messenger RNA from Quercus lobata, 1074 nucleotides. RefSeq names its product heavy metal-associated isoprenylated plant protein 42-like. Gene Ontology annotation, molecular function: metal ion binding. The coding region runs from base 141 to 1070 and encodes 309 amino acids. The record is from RefSeq and is a predicted model, not a curated record. The transcript is spliced from 5 exons. Lineage: Eukaryota; Viridiplantae; Streptophyta; Magnoliopsida; Fagales; Fagaceae.
AAGAGGAACAAGUUGCUGUGGACGGUGCAGCUCAUAAUAAAUUUUCACAUUGAUUUAUUUGAGAUUUCUCUCUAACAAAGUUUUCUCGGAUCAAUCCCAGCCAAUAAGGGUUUUUGAGGCAUAUCUUGAAGUUCUUUUCAAUGGAAGCCAACCGCCCUGUUGGUUCGGCUUGUGUGCUGAAAGUGAAUAUUAAUUGUUGCAAAGCAUGUCCUGGGAAACUGAGAAAAAAGUUGCAAAAGGUCUAUGGAGUGAGUUCUAUCUAUAUUGAUGUAAAGCAAGGGCUGGUUAAAGUUACUGGUAACAUUGAACCAACCAAAGUUGUAGAGGCAAUAAAAAAGAUUGGAAGAAAGGCAGAGCUUUUGUCCUAUGAAAAGGACCCCCCAGUUGCACAAGAGAAACUUAACCACUUAUUCACUGAGAUACAUAAUAAUCAUAUUGCUGAUUCUGAUUCUAAUUUUGAUGAUGAUGACGACGACGAAGAUGAUAGUGAUGAUUUGCAUGAUGAAAAUUGUGAAUAUGCUCAUCAUAAUAAUCAUAAAACAAAGCCUAGGCACGACCAUGGACCAAAUGGGCAUCAUCAACACCAUCACAAUGUGAAUGACCAGAGAGAGACUAGAGGUACUCCUCUACACCAUCACCAUGUGAAUGGCAGGAGAGAGACUAGAGGCACUCCUCUACGUGGUGCAACCAAAGGGUAUGGUUAUGGUCUACCAAGGCCACCACCGGCAAGGCCACCAUAUGGGUAUCCAGCAAUGCCACCACCAGCGAGACCACCAUAUGGGUAUCCAGCAAUGCCACCACCAGCGAGACCACCAUAUGGGUAUCUAGCAAUGCCACCGUAUGGGUAUCAAGGAUAUCACCAUCAACAAGGGAUGUAUGCAAGGCCACUGCCACCUCCACCUCCACCAGCGGCUUAUUAUGAUCAUCAGUAUAGGCCAAUGAUGCAAAAACCAAGGGUGGCACCACCAUUGCCUCCGUAUGGUUCUUGCUAUACUAGGGAUGCACCAGUUGGCAACUCCGUCUUCCACUAUUUUAGUGAUGAUAACACUAAAGGUUGUUCUAUAAUGUGAGCUG